CGCAAAAAAAUGUUUCUAAUGGAGCGGGUAGCAUUUGCUCUUCUGUGCAGCGCUGUGCUGUCUUCUGCAGCCGUCACUAAGUUGGAGGUGCUAUCACGCAAACAACUGGACGAGAAGACGAAGUACAUGAGCUCUGCAGGCUUACUAGUUGUUUUUGACAAAAGAGGAAAAGCUGCAAACAAGUCUGCCUUGGAUGAGAUGAUUCAGCGUUCUAAGCAAGACAUGCGCUUGUUUAUCAUCAAAGUAGUGAAGUUUGAUUGUGUCAAGGAGCCUAAAGAUAAAUCUUGCCAGUUUUCUGGUGAACAGAAUCUAGUGCUGUGGGUCAAUUGGCAGCCAACAGCUACUCCAUUACCAAUGGAUCUCAUUGACAGUGGGGAUUCACUAGUGGCACAUUGCUUGAUGGUGUUGACUGGACAAUAUUCUACGGUUUUGACAUCUCAAGAGCAGCUUGAGGAAUUGGUUCAAUCUGCUGAAGAACGAGAACAGUUUGCAGUUCUUGGUUACUUUGAGAGAUUUGGGUCUCAAGAACACAAGUCGUUUAUGACCGUCAUGAUGACUGUUCUUGAACGUGCACAUGUUGGGUAUACAAAUAGAACAGAACUGGAUUUCCUUGACUCUGCAUCAAAUAAAGGAGUGACUGCAAAAGUUGUUGUUAUCGUACAAGGUGACGAAGAUGACCCAAGACACGUGUUUACAUAUGCAGACAUUAUUAAGGAAGUGGAACUGAACAAAUUUGUGCAAAUAUUUACAUUGCCAUUGCUUCAUAAACUGAUAAGUUUUGAAGUCGAUGAUCCGUAUUCUCUUUUUGGUCUUCAUUUGGCAUGUGCUCUUAUGCUACCUGACCAAUUUGCAGAACAUAAACCGAUGAUUGAACGCCUCGCAAGACGUUUCAGAGACACAUUUGGCUUUGUAUAUGUUGACAUGAAUAAGUUUGGAAAAAGGUAUCGAAAAUUUGGUCUUGAUAGUCCAAAGAAAUAUCCAGUCUUGUCUAUUAAGGUUCACGGGGAGCUGGAACGAUUCGAGUUUAUUGAAGAUCCAGAAUCGUUUACUGAAAGUUUUCUGAUUGCAUUUUUGAACUCAACGAAGACUGUGUAUCAAGAGGCUAGAAUGAGUAAAGAUGUUCUUAUCUUGACACAAGACAAUUAUCGAAAUGUUGUUUAUUUUUCUGGCAAGGAUGUGAUUGUUGCUUUCUGUCACGACCAUUUUGAGGCUUGUAAUUUGCAAUUUCAUGCAACGUGGCGUCGACUGGGUCGAGGAGUACAUGUAGCUGGCUACUCUGAUAAACUCAUUGUGGGGUUUGUGUCUAUGUCUCCAGCAAGUAAACCACUGGAGGAUGAUAUUGCUGAUUUUCCCGAUAUUCGAUUUAAGUAUGGUAAUGACGAAGAGUUUAUUGGCUACCAACACAAUGGGAAGACACCCCAACGCAAGCUGAAACCUUUGCUUCGGUUCUUAGCUGAAGUUGGGUACCCGGAUAUUGCGGUCAUGAAGAAGCGGGAAAGUGAUGACGUUCCUAUUGUUCCUCCAGAGGAUACUAAACAUGUAGAAUAUCCUGAUGGAUUUAAACCUAAUCCCUUUAACCUCGACAGGAGAGAUAGUGGGGAGAGUUUAGCGAUUCAUCAACGGGCUGAGAGUGAGGAGGAUGAUCUGCUAGAGGAUUUAAGCAAAGAGAAAGAAGGGAGACAUCGACCAAAUGAUAAAAUGGUUGGAGAAACGACUCCUGUUAAUAGAGAGAGAGAGUUUCAUGAAUCUGAGGUGCCUGAAGAUGAGGAAGAGGAUCGGGAAGAUGAUGAAUUAGCUGGGUCUGUGUUUUAUCUGACUUAUAAGAGGAAAUCUGAAUGGAAGGAGGAGACAAUAGCUCUGACUGAUAAGACAAUUGAAGAAAAACGCACUGAAUGUGGAGUUCUUGUUGUUCAUUUUCUCAGUCCAUGGGCGGCCAAGUCUAAAGCACUAACUUCUGUCAUAAAAGAAGCUGCUGCUGGCUUCUCGUCUCACCCAUCUCUCGUGUCUACUAUCUGCUUUACUCAUCUUGACUGUACAGCAUAUCCUGAAGUCUGCGAUCGUUUCAACGUUUACCUAUAUCCAACUGUCAUCAUAUUUCGUGGCAAUGAGGUGCACACAUACAAAGGAUCUUUGGACACAGCCAGUCUCACACAAGCUGUUCAGCUAUUCCAGUUUGAUGUUGUCAUUGAGUUGGAUACCGACCAAGACUUGGAGACAUUUGUUACUGUUGUGUACCCUCCAUUUGUUCUCACUCAAGAGUUCAGCUUGAUUGGCUUUUUCAAGUCCAAAGACUCUAAAGCAUACAAAGAGUACGAGGCUGUUGCUGUAGAUGGAAGAGGGACGUUCCCGCACGUGGCAUGUUUUGGUGACAUUGCAAAGACUUGGUCUAAGAACUUCAAUGUUGAUAUACCAGCUAUUGCUGCUCUUCGACGAGGAAAGUACAUGUUGUCAGAAACUGACACAUUUCAAAAAACAGCAAAGACAGCGUUUGACAAAGGAAAUAUAUCACAAUUUAUCUCUAAGUCUCAGCUUUCUGUUAUUGAACUCACUCCAAUCACUUUUCCUCGAUUUUAUGCUGCUGGCCUUCCUCUUGCAAUUGCAUUUGUAUACAGUGAAAGUUUCUACUAUGAGCACCAAAUGAGUGAUGAUGAAGUUUUGGAACCUCAAGAAAGAGUUUUUUCGAAAGCAUUGGCUGAUGCUGCAAAAGACCCAAAGCUUAACUCAAAACUACUGUUUUGUUGGAUGGAUGUAAAUGAAUACGGCAAUCUGCUGGGCUUCUAUUCAUCAAAUGGGUUUGUACCAACGAUGGUCAUUGUAGAUCGUGAUAAAGGAGAUGUCUACAUGAUGACAGAUAACCGCCCAAAGGCUGCCGUUGAUGUUCUAAAGUGGAUCAACAAGUACCUUGAUGGCGAGCUAAAGCCAAUUCGUAAAUUGAAAUCAGCAGAAUGGAAUCCCGCAAAGCCUCCUAUUGACUUUUUGGCAAAAAUUGACGAUCGCGAGGCAGCAAAACAUCAAGGAAAACCUAUUGACAGAGGUGGAGCAUCUCGAUUAAGAGAAGUACCAAAGGCCAGGCCGAGUAGCGAAGACAUUGUGUAUGGUGAGACAGGAUUUGAGUCAGAACGUUUGCACGAUGAACUAUGACAGAUUAGUAAUGUAGCUACUUCUUCAUUAGAAACAACAGCAGCCACUUCUAGGUACUGUACCAACCUGGAAACACACUAGUGUGUAUGUUUUUUUAUAUUGAGUUAUCUGUUUUGGCAAAUCUUCUGUUUACGUAAUCAAGGCUUCAUUCAAUUGUUGCCGUCUGACAUUGAAAUACCAAGACGACACUCUCAAGCUAUCUGUGUAUUGUGCUUCUUCAGUCGAGUGUCUCAAUCUA
Corticium candelabrum is the source of this 3379-nucleotide messenger RNA. RefSeq lists its product as uncharacterized. Lineage: Eukaryota; Metazoa; Porifera; Homoscleromorpha; Homosclerophorida; Plakinidae. The transcript is spliced from 24 exons. The record is from RefSeq and is a predicted model, not a curated record. Bases 10 to 3141 code for a protein of 1043 amino acids.